Messenger RNA from Orcinus orca (killer whale), 5407 nucleotides. RefSeq lists its product as uncharacterized. NCBI's taxonomy places the organism in Eukaryota, Metazoa, Chordata, Mammalia, Artiodactyla, Delphinidae. The record is from RefSeq and is a predicted model, not a curated record. The annotation marks the transcript as partial. The transcript is spliced from 3 exons.
CUCCCAUCCAUCCACCCUCCCAUCCAUCCACCCUCCCAGCCACCCACCCACCCACCCACCCAUCCAUCCAUCCAUCCACCCAGCCACCCACCCAUCCACCCAUCCACCCACCCAUCCACCCACCCAUCCACCCACCCAUCCACCAUCCACACAUCCAUCCAUCCACCCUCCCAUCCAUCCACCCUCCCAUCCAUCCACCCACCCAGCCACCCACCCAUCCACCCAUCCAUCCACCCACUCACCCACCUAGCCACCCACCCAUCCACCCAGCCACCCAUCCAUCCACCCAGCCACCCACCCACCCAGCCACCCAGCCACCCAUCCAUCCACCCAACCACCCACCCAUCCACCCAUCCAACCACCCACCCAUCCACCCACCCAUCCACCCAUCCACCCAUCCACCCCACCCACCCAUCCACCCAUCCAACCACCCACCCAUCCACCCAUCCACCCAUCCAUUCACCCUCCCAUCCAUCCACCCUCCCAGCCACCCACCCACCCAUCCACCCAUCCAUCCACCCACUCACCCACCUAGCCACCCACCCAUCCACCCAUCCACCCAUCCACCCUCCCAUCCAUCCACCCAACCACCCACCCAUCCACCCAUCCAACCACCCACCCAUCCACCCAUCCAUCCACCCACUCACCCACCUAGCCACCCACCCAUCCACCCAGCCACCCAUCCAUCCACCCACCCAGCCACCCAGCCACCCACCCACCCACCCAGCCACCCAUCCAUCCACCCAACCAACCACCCAUCCACCCAUCCAACCACCCACCCAUCCACCCACCCACCCAUCCACCCAUCCACCCAUCCACCCUCCCAUCCAUCCACCCAACCACCCACCCAUCCAACCACCCACCCAUCCACCCACCCAUCCACCCAUCCACCCACCCACGCACCCACCCAUCCAUCCAUCCAUCCACCCAUCCAUCCACCCACCCACCCACCCACCCAGCCAUCCAUCCACCCAGCCACCCACCCAGCCAUUCAUUCAGCAGAUACUGAUGGGGGCUCCUCUGUGCCAGAUGCUGGGGACCCAGCCCUGCCACAAGGGCCUCGCUCCUAGGAGCAGGCAAGCCUCAGUAAGGACAUUAGAGAGAAUGUUGAGAGAUGAUUCACUCCAGGGAGAGGAAUAAAGCAGGGCCACUGGGUCAGGAGUUGCGGGGUGGGUGCUAUCAAAGAGGUGAGUGGGGCAGGUGUCUGAGAAUCGAGGUUCUAGCAAAGUCUUGAAGGAGGCGAGGGAGCUGGCUGGUGGGAUCUGGGUUGAAGGCAUCAGGCAGCGGCGGCAGUGGCUCUCCUGGCUUCACGUAUUCGUGCCCUAGGACCGCUGCGACAAAGUACCACAUACUGGGUAGCUUAACACGACAGAAAAUUAUCCUCAGUCCCGGAAGCCGGAAGUCCAAAAUCAAGGUGUUGGCAGGGUUGGUUCCUCCUGCAGUCUCUGAGGGAGGAUCUGGUCUAGGCCUCUCUCCUGGCUUCUGGGGGCUCCGGACAUCCCGUGUCUUAUGGACGCGUCACUCCACUCUCUAACGCCAUCUUCCUGUGGCCUCCCCCACAUGGCUCUGUGUCUCUCCUCUUGUUAUAAGGAUGCCAGUCUUUGGAUUUAGGGCCCACCCUCAUCCAGCAGGACCUCUUCUGAGCUAACUACAUCUGCAAAGACCUCAUUUCCAGAAGAGGUCAUAUCCACGGGUGCCUGGGGGUCAGGACUCAACGCAUACCUUCUGGGGGACGCAGUUCAGCCCACAGCACUUUGGUUGUCUUGAGUAUGGCUUCAGCCCAGGACUGGCUUUGGACGCACUGAGCAUCCUGACCCCGUCCUGAGGAAAGGGUGAGGAUGUGAGGAUGGUAACAAGUUCCCAUACCUGGCACCCUCCCCCCAGGCCAGGCCAGGUGCUAAGCUGCCCACACAGUCUCACCCAGAGUUCACAACAGCCCGUGAGGCAGGGCAGGGGGACCCACUGUACACAGCAGCCCGUUCCUGCACCUGCAGAGCUCGGGGGAGGGGGGUCCCUGCCUUUUCUCCCCUCCACCCCGUGCCCUGUGGUCCCCCUCAGCUAGGGACGGCCUUGGUCUCAGGGGGUCCCAGGGGCCACAGUGCCCAGCGUGGAACCCGCCUCCUCGGGCAUCUGUCACGGUUCCCAGUUCGGGUCCCAGGGCGGGUCUCGGUGAGGUGGAAGGAAGCAGCCAUUGCUGUCACCUGGGCCUGGUGGCCCUGGGGACAGAGCUGUGAGGGAGGGCUGGGGAGAGCCCUGGCUGACUGUGUGCAUUAUGGCACUGAAUCCUCUCAGUGGCCACGAGUCAGGGAUUGGGGUUACCCCGGUCUGCAGAAGAGGGAGCCGAGGCCCAGAGCGGCAGCACCGCACCCCCAGCGUUUCUGCUACCGGCCUGCGGCCACACCCCCUCUGUCAUGGUCACAGCCCCCACUUGCACAUCAGCCCAGCGCCUGGCACGUAGGACUCAGGUGGUAAACGGAAGCUACGGUUAUUACCAUCAUCACCUCUGGUUCUCCUUUUCGUUGGUAUCCGGUGUUUUACCUCCCCGGCGGCAGGAGGGCGGAUCUGACUGGUCCCCCACCGACUCCCAGUGCCCAGGCCAGGACCGGACGCCUGGUGGGCCCUCGGACACAUCUGUCACUGCCCAAAUGGUUUCAUCUGGGCCUCCUACCUUGUAAGCUCCUAGAGGGCAGGACCCUGGUUCUAGCCUCACCGGUCUCCCCAGGGAGCCCAGGACAGUGCGGGGCAUUCGGGGAGCCCCAGAGGGUACCACACAGAGCAGGAGGUGCCUCGGUGGGAGCUGCAGAGCUGGUGGCGGCGCCUCCCCUGCACGUGGGGCAGCGUCCCUGCCUGCCCGGCUCGCCUGGUGGGGACCAAGUGAAGCAGCAACCUGCCAAACGAGCCCAAACCACUGGGCUGCAUCGGGGUCCUGCACGUGGGUAACCACCACAGGUCACAGUCCAUGGCCUGGCUGCGCACGAGGCCCUCCUGCGUGCUGAUGCUGCCCGCCGACCCCCACCCGCCUCUACUCCCUGCCUCCCCGGUGGCCUCUGGCGCAGGUGCCACACCCGUCCAGUGUUUCUCGCCUCUGCGCCUGCCACGCCCCCCUCCAGCCCCUCUCUGUCUCCUGGGAAACUCCAAGUCGUGCUCUGCGACCCACUCAGCACCCAGCGGAGUGGCUAAAAGCCAGGAGGCUGACAACACCAAGUGCUGACGAGGCUGCAGAGCAGCUGAAAGUGGCGUGUGUUCCCACAGGAGCACAAGAUGCCUCCUCAUGGGAGGACUGACCACCGUUUCCCGUAACGUCCAGCAUCCACCUGCCCUGGAACCGGUAGUUAGACUCCUGCGAACUCACCCAAGAGACUGGAAGACACGUGUUCACAAAAGACAUGCUUGAUAGUGUCCACAACAGCCUGAUUCAUGACGGCCAGAAAUGUCCACCACCAGGUGAAAGGCUAGACAUCCUUAUUACAGGACGCUGCUCAGCUAUGAAAAGGAAGGAACUGUUGGCUCACAAACGUCAUGGACAGCUCUGGAGACAAGCCCAGCGAGUGUGUGGGGGGUACGUUUAAAGAAACCCUAGAUCAGGCAAAAGUGGUUUAUGGUGACAAAAAUCAGAACAGUGGAGGAGGGGCGUUGACUAGAGGCGGUGAUGGGGACGGUUCGUAUCUUGCUCUGGCCGCCAGUCACAUAGGCGUAUAAACUUGCCCAAGUGCAUGUAUGUAUCUGUAUGUACUAUGUGUGUGUUUGCGUGUGUGUGUGAAGGUGUGGAAAGACCCCCCUCCUCAGGCCUUACCCUCCCAGGGCUGCUUCCCCUAUGUCCCCCCUCCCCCACCGCCAGCCGAGGCAAGAACCCCUCCCUCGUGCUCCCCCGUCGGCAUCUCCGUCUCGUCUUUGCUCCACUGUAAUCAUGGGUCUGGCUGCGCCCCAGCCUUCAGGGCACCGCUGGUGGACACUGGUGGUGUUGCAUCCUUUUCAUCCGUGUGCCACCCUGAGCCCAGCAUCGCUCCUGCUGCCUCUGGGGGCUCAGUAGGCGUUUACUGAACAGACAAAUGAGGAAAUGAUUGCUGUGUCUUUAUAUUUAUGGUUCCGCUACAGUCUAGAUACAUGUUUAUGUCCAUAACCUCCAUUUCCUGUUUAUAUCGAUCUCUGUUAAAUCCAUAUAGAGCCAUAAACUCAAUUUCCAGUGCCUCUGUGUCACUAACUCUCUCUGUGAACCUAACUAGGCUCCUGGGACGGUAUAGGCACCAGUCAACCCACAGGUCCUCAGGGUCCCCGUGGGCUGACAGAUCAGCAGCCCCUGCCGGCCCCUCCCCCCAGGCUGGCCUGCUUCCAAAGACCCUGUGCCACCUCCCCCUUCUCGCCUUUCUUGUCCCCUGCCAGUGUGGGUGUCUGCCCCCUGCUCUAACGUAUCGCAUAGAGCUCAGGGGUUCUGAGGUCAGGCUCUGAGCUGAAGAGUGCUCGGUUUGAUUUCUGGCUCUGCUGUGUGACCUUGAGCAAGUCACUUAUUCUCCAGGCCUCAGUUUACUCAUCUGCGAAAUAGGACAGUAUCAGCACCAGCCUCGUAGGGAUGUCAGGGGGACCAGGUGAGGUUUUGCUCGUAAAGCUCUGAGCUGGGUGCAUGAGGGGAACUGGCCUGCCAGGCACACCCUGUGUGCCCCCCAGGGGUUGUGUGAGGUGAGGGGGGUCUCCAGAUGCAGAGUGAUGCCAGCCUUGCCCCACCCCUGCACCCGGGCAGCCUCCGGUGGCCUUCUCAGCACAAAGAGCGUUUUCAGCUCAGACCAAAUAGCCCUAAGCUAAUUUUAAAAUAAGGCUCGCAUGGUGGCUACAAUUAAUAAUACUGUUAUAUACUUGAAGGCUGCUACGAGAGUAGUUCUUAAAUGUUCUCACCACAAAAAAAAAGAUGGCAGUUAUGAGAGGUGAUGGAGGUGUUAGCUAACGCUAUGGUGAUAAUCAUUCUGCAAUGUGUAAGUGUAUCAAAUCAACACAUUGUAUAUCUUAAACCUAUACAAUGUUAUAUGUCAAUUAUAUCUCAAUAAAGCUGAGGAAAAACAUUUUAGUACAAAAAAUUAGAAGGACAAAGGUUUUUAAUAAGUCUCUCAUUUAAAUUGAAAGAAAAUUAACAAAGGGAUUUAUAUUUUUAAAAAAAUGGGGGGACCUCCCUGGUGGUGCAGUGGUUAAGAAUCCCCCUGCCAAUGCAGGGGACACGGGUUCGAGCCCUGGUCCGGGAAGAUCCCACAUGCGGCGGAGCAGCUAAGCCCGCGAGCCGCAACUACUGAAGCCCGUGCGCCUAGAACCCGUGCUCAGCAACAAAGACAAGCCACCGCAAUGAGAAGCCCGCGCGCCGCAAGGAAGAGUAGCCCCCGCUCGCCGCAACCAGAGAAAGCCCGCGCGCAGCAACGAAGACCCA